AUGGAGGCAGGAAUGGGCAUGGGCGAUUUGCCCGCCAUUAAGUGUUCCAGUUGCGGGAUCAACGUCGAUAUCUCCGCCAUGGGAGACCACGUCUGCGGCGCUAAACCUGCCAUCGAAACAUCACAAACAUCAUCGUCUCCUCCUCCACCGCCUCCGAAAUUGGGCUUUCGGGCGCAAUCAAAAAGGAGCGAGGAGCUAUGGUCUUCCAAGUUUGCAAAGGCUGAAUUACCAGCACGGAUUGAUCCUCUCAGGGCGAAUCGACCCUUUCUGCAUCCCAACAGCGGGUUGGGGAGCAUUGAUGCUCUGGUUCCGUUUCCCCUUUCAACAUCUUCUGGGUCGCGAUCACCACAUCGCGCCCUGCAAAGGAGCCAAACUUCGCCUCUCCCAGUGGAACCGCAGUCCCCAGACACCGAGAGUAGUGGAGAUGGCAUCCCAAAUUUUCCGCUCCCUCGAUCCAUGUCCGAGCGCCGAGUCGGUGGAAUGACACUAAAAGAGGCCAUCUCGGCGCCUCCUGUUCCCUCACCCGAGUUUACUGAAGCAAUGCGUACGGAUAUUGAUCCCCUACCUCGCAGUGCGCACUUACCGCUUGAUUCGCGUGAUCAGCACCCACCGCCUCCUCCAAUACCAACAAAUGACAGCUCCGCAUAUGGAUCCAAAACGCAUAAACACACCGUUUCCAUCGAGAGCAAAAGUAGUUACAGGACCUCACUAGCUAGCACUCGAUAUGGAGAUCGAAACUCUAAACGGUCAACUGCGAUGUCCAGUCGACGACCUUCUUUUGGAAGCAUGACCCGCGCCGGAUAUAAAUAUGAGGAAGAGAUCCCUCCGAUGCCUCCUUCGCCUCGGAAUUUUCUGCACCAUUCCGUCCUUUCCGAUUCCUCGAUGUCAGAUAUACCAGUCAAGCGGAAUGGCAAGGGUGAAGUUGUUCACGGCGGGUUCGAUUUUGAGGCAAGCAGGGCUAGUCUGAAGGCGGAAAUCGAAAAACCUGCCGCAAGUCCAUUGCGCGUAUCCUCAAAUGCCAAUUCAGAUCGCUUCAGCGGUUCCCGUGCGUCUACAGAAUUGUUUUUCAGUAGUCCGGCACAAAGUACGUACGGACCUCCAAUUGACCUACCUGACCCAAUCGAUGUCCGGUCAGUAUCACCGGCUGGGUCUGCCAAAAUCGAAUACAAAGCUUUCAAACCCUCAGGUUCCGAUUUCCUACAACCGAAUCCUCCAGAUCACCACGACCGCCGCGAUGAGAUGUGCAGGAAGAACUCAGAUGCCACCAGCGAAAGCGCACUUUCAGUUUCUAACUUUGCGCGCGCACUUGGCCUCGAUAUUUCCGAUGAAGCAGUGGAAGCUUCCACAAAUUCUUCAGAAUACUCUCCUUCAGAGACUCGCAGCGGCACCUCCUUGUCCAGCAUUCAAUCCGAUGCAAGCAUGUCGCGGCCGAAACCUUCUGACCAAGGUCGUCUUCGUCCAGUAUUAGAGGGACUGAAGACAGGCAUUCAAUCAACUUCCGUUCUAGACGAGCCAAUCCACACAGAAAGUCCUACGAGCCUUGAACCACCACGGAUUCCGGACCCUCUCUUCAGCCCCGACUCCCCAACAGACCCGGCUCUUAUGAAGGGUAGUCUCUGUCUUAUUCCCGACAAGAAGCUUCCAAGCGCAGGAGAUCUACCCAAAAAACCACCGAUGACCCGGUCUGCCACAGAACCUGCCACCCACCCGAAAACACCCCGUCCUCGAGGCCCUUGUCGAGGCUGCGGCGAGAUGAUUGUAGGAAAGUCUAUGUCCUCCGCUGACGGCCGUCUAACUGGUCGAUACCACCGAGCAUGCUUUGUUUGCUUCCAAUGCCGCGGCCCCUUCGAAACCGCUGACUUCUAUGUCCUCAACGACCGCCCCUACUGCGCCCAGCACUAUCACGAGCGCAACGGUUCACUAUGCGCCACAUGCCACACGGGGAUUGAAGGCCAGUACCUCGAGACGAACGAACGAACUGGCCGUGGGCCUAACGAUCGCCAAAAAUUUCACCCAGAAUGUCUCCGUUGUCGUACCUGUCAUAUCGACCUCAAGGGCGAAUACUUCGAGUGGAACGGCCUCGUAUACUGCGAACGUGACGCCAGACGCGCAGCAGCCGCCAUGUCCCCCCAUCGCUUUGGUCGUCCUGCCCUACCCUCCUCUCCUCUCGCUCCCCCAUCCCGCGGGCAUCAUCCUCCCCCAGGCUACCCAGGUCGAGGCCGUGGCCUCCGCCCCCCACCUGGAGCCCGCGAUGGUCCCUACCCUCAUCUCCCACCAGGCGGUCCCCACGGACCACCUAGUGCUCGCCGAUUCCCAGAAAGGCGAACAACCAAACUCAUGAUGACAUGAUACGUUUUUUUCUUAGUUUAUAUAUUAGGAAAGUUCUCAUUUCCGGGGUACCAUAUACAAGGCGCUUGUUUAUUACUUUUCUGUUUCUUCACUUGGUUUGAAAAUACCAUCGAUACAUUAUGUCAUUUCUCACUUUUUUUCUGUUUUCCUCAUCUCCACCCAUGCACGACCUUCUUCUGUCCACAUUCAACGACGUACAUUCCUCACUUCUAUUUACUUCCUUGCCAUUUUCCUUUCUGUUCAUUUUCUGAUCUCUUUGCCCGUUUCGACGCUGGACUGACUAACUGCUUUAUACCCCAACCCAUCCCAUCCCAUCUCACACGCCCUUUUUCUUCUUGUCUAUGCUUAUCAUUAUUAUUAUUAUUAUUAUUAUUACCUUCAACCCUUUUUUGCCU
Aspergillus ochraceoroseus IBT 24754 is the source of this 2744-nucleotide messenger RNA. RefSeq lists its product as uncharacterized. NCBI's taxonomy places the organism in Eukaryota, Fungi, Ascomycota, Eurotiomycetes, Eurotiales, Aspergillaceae. The record is from RefSeq and is a predicted model, not a curated record. The coding region runs from base 1 to 2349 and encodes 782 amino acids. The transcript has 3 exons.